AGAAUAUAAGCCCUGGGUGAAUUGUGAAUGUCAUUUCUGUACUGAAGAGGAUCCCAAGCAGCUCGAAUCAGAAUGAACGUUACCUUUGUCUUCGUGGUGGCUUGCCUCGUGGCCUUUACCUUGGCUACACCUCGUGACGCGAGGAAGAACGAUAGAAAACAGGACCGACAGUCACAACAGUCCAAGGCAUCACCUCAGAAGAGGGACGCUUUAACCUUCCUCGAUUCUGACACGACUUACGGUUCUUCUUCCGUUACUGGUUACGAAGAUCAAGGUUAUUAUAACCAGUAUGACUACGGGUUGGGAUGGCUUGAGUACUACAACAAAGAUGAGGAGCAACAGGAAGCCAAGCAGGAGACGCAGCAGAGACGCCGUCGUCGUAGAAGGGCAGUUCCCGUUGUCAGACGAGUACAGUAGACAUGGAGCUGUAACACAACUGUAAUGUUCUGCAAUAAAAUUAUCUUAGUCAAC
Haliotis rufescens (red abalone) is the source of this 471-nucleotide messenger RNA. RefSeq lists its product as uncharacterized. Bases 73 to 417 code for a protein of 114 amino acids. Lineage: Eukaryota; Metazoa; Mollusca; Gastropoda; Lepetellida; Haliotidae. The transcript is spliced from 3 exons. The record is from RefSeq and is a predicted model, not a curated record.